Molecule: messenger RNA, 3732 nt
Organism: Coniophora puteana RWD-64-598 SS2
Lineage: Eukaryota; Fungi; Basidiomycota; Agaricomycetes; Boletales; Coniophoraceae
Exons: 15
Coding region: 1-3288 (1095 amino acids)
Biological process (GO): endosome organization; vesicle-mediated transport; organelle fusion
Cellular component (GO): HOPS complex; endosome
Molecular function (GO): protein-macromolecule adaptor activity
Source: RefSeq, a predicted model, not a curated record
AUGUUUGACGAGUUCGUUGAGCACGCCGCCCCAACGGGCAACAUUCACCCGUCCUCGUCCGCUACUCAGUUACAGUACGAGGGGUUUGAGCCUGCGGCAUAUGUCGACGCUCAGCUCGAACAGUUCUCAGCACAGGAUAAUGCACAAGUCUCGAGGCUUUCUGCCCAGGUACCAGUGUUCGACCUCGGACGAGUUCAAUACACACUCCCCGCUCCAUUAGUAUCCCUCGCUGUUUCAUCUGAUGUUUUGGCUAUGGGGCUGUCCUCGAGCGACACUGUACUACUCGUGCUCAUCGAACUGUCGCAUGCGGAGAAAGUCUACAAGAUACCCAUUCCCCGCAGUCCGGCUGAAUUUACGUUGCACAAGAUAUUCCUCGAUCCGUCGGGGAAGCACUUGAUUGCCACCUCUACUCAAGGAGAGAACUGGUACCUUUAUCGCCAAUGGAAGAAGCCGAAACAACUUAGCAGGCAGUUCCGAAUGGUCAUAGAAAGUAUCGCAUGGAACAAGGCCAUGCUUCUGUCCUCGUCGCAUUCCAUGUCUACUCGAGAGUUCCUGAUAGGUACCAGAAGCGGCGCUUUAUAUGAGGCCGUCUUGGACGCUGCAGAGGACUUCUUCAAAUCUCAGGAGCGUUACUUGCAGCAGCUGUAUACGUUGCCAGAAAAACAUCCAAUCACCGGUGUCAGGUUCGAGUUCAUUCCUCCCAAUGACCCAAGAAGUGCGGUAGUCAUAGUCACAACACCAUCGCGGAUAUAUCAGUUCAAAGGCACGCCAGAGCGACGAUCUGAAGAAGGUGGACGGGUGUUUUCAGCGAUGUUCGCCACUUAUCAAAACACCCUUCCCAAAUUCUUGGAACUUCCGAGCAAUCUUACGCACUCUGAGCUUCAUUUCUAUACUCCUAAUUCUGAUCAAGCUUUGUCCGUGCCCAAGGGAAUGGCGUGGAUGACUGGGCCUGGAAUAUAUCACGGUGCUAUGAACUAUGACCCAACCACCGAUGACUACGUAGACUCUGCGUCUCUACUCCCUUACCCUUCGACCAAUCCGUUAAAUACCGUUGGCAGUCCCGUUACUCCAGCUCUUGCACAACCUCCCCUCUCUAUCUCAUUCACUGAGUUCCACUUUGUCUUAUUGUAUGCUGACAAGAUUGUUGCGGUCUGCAAUCUGAACGAGAAACAGACGUGGCAGGAUGUCCUACCUUUGAAAUCGAAUGAAGUUGUCCGAGGCCUUGCGGCAGACCCGACACGGAAGACAUACUGGGUCUACACAAAUCAAUCUAUCUUCGAAUUGAUUGUGUCGAACGAAAGCAGAGAUGUCUGGCUCAUUUAUCUUGAGCAAGGAAAGUACGAAACUGCUCUGAAGUAUGCAAAGACAGCAACUCAACGAGACAAGGUUCUGGCUGCCCAGGCACACGCGUUCUUUGACGAGGGUCGAUACUUUAAGGCCGCUCACUGCUACUCGCAGUGCUCUGUUUCAUUUGAGGAGGUGGCUCUCAAGUUUUUGGAUGCCGGUGAACGCGAUGCACUCCGUUCGUACCUCACCUCACGCUUGGAGCGGACUCGGAGAGCGGACUUCACGCAACGCAUGAUGCUGGCCACAUGGCUAGUCGAAUUCUUCCUCAGCAAAUGCAACGAACUGGACGAUCUGAUAGCGUCAGAAUCGGUCUCGAGCGACGUGGACAACCUGCAAACUGAGCGCACUAUUGUUGAAGGAGAUCUUCGGCAAUUCUUUGAGACGUACAAGUCGGAUCUCGAUAGGACCACGAUAUACGAACUCAUUCAAGGCCAUGGCCGUACCGACAUGUACCUAUUUUAUGCAACAACUGUCGGGGACCAUGCGCGCGUCAUAGAGCACUGGGUCAUUGAGGAAGAAUGGACCAAAGCAAUAGAUGCCAUCAAUCGGCAGUCGGACGUCGAAAUGUACUAUCGUUUUGGCCCCGUUCUCAUGCGGCAUGCGCCUAAGGAGACCGUAGAUUCAUGGCUACGUCAAUCUCUGCUUGAUCCUCUACGACUCGUACCGGCCCUUCUGCAACAACGUACAGCAGUAGCUGACCCUCUUCUGCCCAAUCAAGCCAUUCGGUACCUCAACCACGUCGUGUUUGAACAGCAGAGCACUUCUCCAACCAUCCACAAUCUACUCGUUACCUUCUAUGCAUCACGCUCUGCCUCUACUGACGAUGGUGAUGCUCUCCUGCUCAAGUUUCUUAGCUCCGCCCCUUGUGAACCAAUAUCCAGGAAACCAUACUAUGACCUCGAUUACGCUCUCCGUCUCUGUCAACAGACGGGAAAGAUCCAGGCAUGCGUGCACAUUUACUCCAAAAUGGGUCUUUGGGAGAACAGCGUAGAUCUUGCCCUCGAGAAAGGCGACUUGGAACUUGCCAAGAUUAACGCGGACAUGCCCGAAGAUGACGUUCCGCUUCGGAAGAAGCUAUGGCUCAAGAUUGCUCGUUAUGUGGUACAGGACAAACAAGACAUCAAAGCUGCCAUGCAAUUCCUGGAUAAUACCGACAUCUUAAAGAUCGAGGACAUCUUGCCCUUCUUCCCUGACUUCGUGGUCAUUGACGAUUUCAAGGAGGAAAUCGCUCAUGCCCUGGAGGGAUACUCGGCGCAUAUCGACGAGCUGAAGAAGGAAAUGAAUGAGACAACUCAAACAGCCGAGUCUAUCAAACAGGAUAUAGCCAACCUUAAGAAUCGUUUCGUCACUAUUGACGCGACUGAAACAUGUUCUUCGUGUUCAAAACUGUUGCUCACUCGCCAGUUUUAUGUCUUCCCGUGCCAACACACCUUCCAUGCCGACUGUCUUAUCUCGCUGGCGAAAGAAUACUUGCCAUCGCAUGCAUUGAGGCGAAUUGUUGCAUUGCAGACGGAACUAAUCAAGACUACCCAGAGCGGGACCCUUGAGCGACCCGCCGUGGCCAGCGGUCUCAAUGGACGACAAAACGCCCCCCAACGAAUGCUUCUCUCAUCAAAUUUUGGCAAUCCGCUUCAGAGCGGUACACGGGCUGCAAAUCUUUUAGGGAGGAACCUACUUUCCGCCGGAGAUAAGCUGCGAGACCUCAUCGUACCCGACGCCUUGGCCUCUCUUGUUUCGUCGCCAGGGUGGAUCCCCGGCAUGGGUUUUGGUGGUGGGAAGAAGUCAAGCGGUGAGAGGGAUGCCGAACAGAAGACGGAGAAGCUCAAGAACGAGCUGGAGGAUCUUCUCGCCGGUAGCUGUCCGCUUUGUGAGAGUGUAGUUGCUGGGCUAGAUAAGCCUUUCGUGGAGGCCGGAGAGAUGGAUACAAGUUGGAGUGUCUAAAGUACUGCGCUCGAUAUUGACGUUGCGUCUUGAUUUUGAAGUGUGAUAGAUUGCGUUAGCCGUUGAUCUUUUUGGUUCUCCCAGCUUUACGGCGUAGCCUUGCGGCUUUCCUCGCUCCCAUCUUAACCUUGUCUUCUUCGAGCCUGCGACGCUCCUCUGCGGCUUUCUUACGUUCCAUCGUGAUUUCGCGCCUCCUUUGUAUUUCGGCUUUCUUCUCUUCCUUGAGUUCGGUCUCUAGUUUUUUGACAGCACUAGCUUUUUUCGUUUUUUCCAUCCGCUCAUCCCAUUUAGUUUUAUGUCCCUCAGAGGAUUGAGUCCGAACUGUGGGAGCCUUUCUCUGUUUCCAUGGUUUGCCGGAGAGACGGCCAUUGCUGGAUGAGGCGAGGGGAACUGGGGCUGCUGUGUCGUCGUCCAUGUCCAAGGCGGGUGGUGGGAUGGUCAGAG